UGGGUCCUUGUCUCUGUAACGCUCUUGCGCAUGUCAGACAACACGUGCAUAGGCAGUAGCGUUGUCUUCAUCUGUUAGCUUGUUAUUAUUUCGUGACAUACAUUUUCUUACGGUGCUUUUGAGUUACAGUCCAUCCAAAAAUGGGUGGUCUUCAGAAGAAAAAGUUUGAGAGGGGCUCUGCCACGAACUACAUCACCAGGAACAGAGCACGAAAGAAGCUGAUGCUAAGCCUCCCUGACUUCAGGCGGCUGUGCAUCCUCAAAGGAAUCUAUCCACAUGAACCAAAACACAAGAAGAAGGUCAACAAAGGCUCCACUGCCCCAAGGACCUUCUACCUUCUCAAAGACAUCCGCUUUCUACUACAUGAGCCCAUUGUAUCCAAGUUCAGAGAGUAUAAGAUCUUUGUACGCAAACUAAAGAGGGCUUAUGGAAAAACAGAGUGGUCUGCUGUUGAAAGACUGAAGGAGAACAAGCCGACAUAUAAAUUGGACCACAUCGUGAAGGAAAGGUAUCCCACCUUCAUUGAUGCUCUCCGUGACAUCGACGACGCCCUCUGCAUGUGUUUCUUGUUCUCUACAUUCGCCAGAACAGGAAAAUGUCAUGUGCAGACAAUCCAGCUGUGCAGGCGCCUCACUGUGGAGUGGAUGAACUAUGUGAUAGCAUCCCGUGCGCUCAGAAAGGUUUUCCUCUCUAUCAAGGGAAUUUAUUACCAGGCUGAGGUUAUGGGACAGCUCAUUACAUGGCUGGUGCCAUAUCAGUUCUCCCAUGAUCACCCAACAGAUGUGGACUACAGAGUCAUGGCAACCUUCACAGAGUUGUACACAACUCUCCUGGGCUUUGUCAACUUCAGACUCUACCAGUCUCUAAACUUGGUCUACCCUCCAAAGCUGGAUAGUAAAGCAGAACUGGAUCUCAAGGAAGAGAAUGAGGAUGACUACGCCAUGAAUUCAGAGAGUUACCUUGAGAAACUUUCAGCUCUCAGUUCCAGCCUUGCACGUGUUGUUUCCUCAGAGGAGGAGGAGGAGGCUAAAGUUGAUCAGUUUCCUGUUGAAGGGGAGGACAUGGAGACGAUGGAAGCCAAAGAAAAGGAAGAGAAGCUGCUGGAAGCCCAGAAAAAGAUCUUUGAGGGUCUCAAAUUCUUCAUCAACAGAGAAGUUCCCAGAGAGUCGCUGGCUUUUGUUAUCAGGUGUUUUGGUGGCGAGGUGUCCUGGGACAAAUCUGUUUGCAUCGGAAGCACAUUUGAUGUCACAGAUGAGACCAUCACUCAUCAGAUUGUUGACAGACCUAAUGUGGACAAACAGUACAUGAACAGGUACUACAUCCAGCCCCAGUGGGUGUAUGACUGUGUCAAUGCUAAAAUACUCCUUCCUGUGGAGGACUAUUUCCUUGGAGUCACUCUUCCACCUCAUCUGUCUCCGUUUGUGGAGGAGAAGGAAGGCGACUAUGUUCCUCCAGAGAAGCUCAAGAUAAUGGCCAUACAGCGAGGAGAGAAAACUGCACAAGACGAAGAAGAAGAAGAAGAAGAAGAAGAGGAGGAAGACGAGGAAGAGGAAGAUGAGAAUGAAGAAGAGGAGGAUGAUGAGGAAGAAUCUGAAGAGAAGGAGCUAAAAAAGAUGGAGGAGCAAAGAUCUCAGGGGAAGUCUCUCAAUGUUAAAGUGACGCCCGGAAAAGUGAAGGUGGAAAAUGCCGCUCGCUUGGAGCAGGAGGAGAAGGCGGAGGAGAAACGUCUAGCCAUCAUGAUGAUGAAGAAAAAGGAGAAGUACCUCUAUGAUAAGAUCAUGUUUGGAAAAAAGAGAAAAGUCAGAGAGGCGAACAAGCUUGCUGCCAAGAGGAAAGCCCAUGACGAUGCUGAGAAAAUGAAGAAGAAAAAAGCAAGAAAAUAAAUCCUGUAACAAUCUUAAUGUGGACCUGACUUUAUGUAUAAAACCUGAUGAGUUGGAGGUUCAGGUUGGCAUUUUAUGAAACUUGUAUCCAAACAGUAAAGCCUCUGUUUGGUGGCUUUGACAUUGUGUAUAAAUGUAUAUGGAUCAUGGAGGCUCCAUAUCCUGACUGUGGUGUUAUUGGUUUAAAGCUUUCAGCCUUUGUUGUUAACUGUAAGAUAUACACCUCUAUAAUGUAAAACUUUGUUUCCUUUAAAUCUCUGU
This is a messenger RNA of Cyprinodon variegatus (sheepshead minnow), 2144 nucleotides long. RefSeq names its product pescadillo ribosomal biogenesis factor 1 (gene pes1). Gene Ontology annotation, molecular function: RNA binding. The coding region runs from base 141 to 1883 and encodes 580 amino acids. Gene Ontology annotation, biological process: maturation of LSU-rRNA from tricistronic rRNA transcript (SSU-rRNA, 5.8S rRNA, LSU-rRNA); ribosome biogenesis. The record is from RefSeq and is a predicted model, not a curated record. Gene Ontology annotation, cellular component: PeBoW complex; nucleolus. The transcript is spliced from 15 exons. Lineage: Eukaryota; Metazoa; Chordata; Actinopteri; Cyprinodontiformes; Cyprinodontidae.